UGCGGUGAGUGUGUAUACCACGGUGGUUUAUAAUGUCUGAUCACGUGAUUGAUGUUGAUUUUGAAGAUGAUGAUAUUGAUGACGAUGUCGUUUCCAGGACAGUUAAAGUGACCUUAGACAAGAAGGUAAUGGUUUAUAGGCCAACGAUUUUCAAGAUGAUAUGUUUAGCUUUAGAUUCAUCCAAGGCUGUUGAAGCGAUUAGUAAAAGGGACAAGUCUGAAGAAUGGUACGUUACUCUUAAAUCUAGUAAAAUGGUUGAAGCACUAAUAUACAUAGGUAGCGGUACGUACAAUGGCAUAAGAUAUUAUUUUUGUGACGCAACCAAGUCGGUGGUGAACCUACGAGUACACUGGGUGCCCAGAUACGUUAAGGAUAGAUUUUUAAGGAAGAUUUUUGAAAGAUUUGGCGAGGUGACCCGGGUUUACGAAGAGAGAUCGUCUUACGAGGGGGUACAGCUUGGUACAGGAAUGCGAGCAAUAACUUUAGUAGUUUCUGAUUUUUUAAAGACCCCUAUUCCGCACAUGAUACGGGUUGAGAAAAGUAAUCUGCGUAUGCUCGUAACUGCUCCAGGCAGGCUGCCACUAUGUUUGAAAUGUAACUGUAUUGGUCAUGUUAGCGCAAACUGUAUAAAUUCUGUUUGGGGUCCACCCAAAAAAACCUUUGCUGAGUCAGUAUCGCCCCCACGUCCUAGCGCAAUUUCAGCUGAGCAGGUGCCUGCGGUCGAGGUAUUGAAAGAAGGUGAAAAGGAUGGUAGUGAGGAUGAAAGGGAAAUUGAUCAGAACAGCGAAGAUGGUGAUAAACAGGUAGAUGGAAUGGAAGGUUGUAGAACCGCCACUUUAAACUGUUUAGAAAGUGUAUAUAGUGUGAUGUUGUUUUCUGUCGUCUGCUGCGAUGUUUGUACAGAGUAUGGUUUUAUACACACACCAGUCACUGUAGCCUUUACUCACCACUGUUCAUGUGAGUUAACAGGUAAAAACGUAAUCACUGUAAGCCUGUACGUUUUUGUCUAUCUAGUAUUCAUAAUGGGUUUUUGCCAAUUAAAUAUUUUUAUAUGUAUUUUAUUGAAUUAUCUUAUUAUUGUUUCAAUUUCUAUCAUUGCUGUUAUUUCCCCAUCUACAAUAAAAUGUCAAUUCCAACUUUAAAUAUUAUCACUAUUAAUGUUAAUGGU
Patella vulgata (common limpet) is the source of this 1168-nucleotide messenger RNA. RefSeq lists its product as uncharacterized. The coding region runs from base 33 to 1142 and encodes 369 amino acids. NCBI's taxonomy places the organism in Eukaryota, Metazoa, Mollusca, Gastropoda, Patellidae. The record is from RefSeq and is a predicted model, not a curated record. The transcript is spliced from 2 exons.